Molecule: messenger RNA, 603 nt
Organism: Arachis duranensis
Lineage: Eukaryota; Viridiplantae; Streptophyta; Magnoliopsida; Fabales; Fabaceae
Exons: 1
Coding region: 1-603 (200 amino acids)
Source: RefSeq, a predicted model, not a curated record
AUGGUUUCGGGGGAUGGUUCGGCGUCCAGCGUGAACCAGCCGACGCCUACCUAUUCCACACAGCCGGGCUCGUCCUCCGAGACGGGGGAUAAUGUAAUUCCUCCUUCUCCAGGAGAAGGGCCGUCCCAUCAAGGGUCUGUUGUGCGAAAUGAAAGCUUGGAAUCGUCAAUGCGAUUUCGCAUUGUACGGCUCGAGCUGGACAAUAGCCCCUAUUUGCUGGAUAAGGCAAGGGGAGACUAUUGGGCUCAAAUAAGACAUGAGCUAGAUCAUGUUUCCUCUCAGAGGGAUUCUAACUCCCUUCUUGAGUUUGAAAACCGGGAUCUCCGGAUCCGGGAGCAGAAACAUGAGUGUUUCCGUCUUUUUAAUAGGGUGCUUUCUGAGCACCCUUACUUGGCCGGCCAGGCCCCCUACAAACCUAACGAAGUCUUUGACGACUUCUUGGACGAACGGCGGGAACUGCUGGACAAACAGGCGAAAGAGCCAGUGGUGGAAAAGGACAAGAAAGAAAUAGCUUUCUUGGAAGGACUUCGUAUGGACCUUCAGAAUAAUGGUCCCAAUACUAUCCUCCCCAUCUUUAAUCCCACGUCAACCUCAAAUCGUUAA